Uncinocarpus reesii 1704 is the source of this 1254-nucleotide messenger RNA. RefSeq lists its product as uncharacterized. Gene Ontology annotation, cellular component: chromatin; nucleus. The coding region runs from base 1 to 1254 and encodes 417 amino acids. Lineage: Eukaryota; Fungi; Ascomycota; Eurotiomycetes; Onygenales; Onygenaceae. The transcript has 2 exons. The record is from RefSeq and is a predicted model, not a curated record. Gene Ontology annotation, molecular function: protein-lysine-acetyltransferase activity. Gene Ontology annotation, biological process: mitotic sister chromatid cohesion.
AUGGUCAGUGUGCGAGAUAUGCCCUAUACCGUGACCAACUCGUUCAAGAGGGGUCUCAUGAUGAAAACCUACAGCAAGCCCAUCCGCCAGUUCUGGGACGAUGCCUCGCGUCCCGCUGCCAAAAAGAGACGCGUCGAUGCCGGCAAGGACCAGAAUGGGAGCGAGACCAAUCUGGAGUGCGCCAUCCGCGAGUCCUCCGCCGCCAUUCUCUCCAGCCCGUCGCGUCGCAACUCGGUCAGUUUCUCCGAGGAUGUGCUGGACGACCUGUCCACGCCGCCCUCAUCGCCGCCAGCCCUGCAAUUGACGCCCCCGCCGGCUAUUACGCGAAAACCCACGUUUUCCUUCCUCAAGCGGAAGAGGUCGGCCACCAGCGUGUCGGCCGCCGGAACCCCAUUGGCAGAGGUGAACUCGAACAGCUUCCUGCCAGCAUCAUCGGAGCCGCCUAAAAAGAAGCAGCAGACGCACCAGCCACCGGUCCUGAAGCAGAUGCAGCUUGACCUGGGCGGUGAGGUUCGCAAGACGUGCCCGGGGUGCGGCAUGGAGUACGUGCCGUCCAAUCCAGAGGACAUGGCCCUGCACAAGAAAUUUCACGACAUGAACGCCAACGGCAUCGAUCUCGGCAAGGCAUUUGUGCGAGCGAACGCGUGCCGAUGGGUGUACGAGGCAACGCGGUUCGAAGAGGGCUACGUGGUGAUUGUCGACCGCAAGAGCUCUCCGUCCACCAAAAACCAGGCAAAGCGAGUGCUGGAGGUGGUCAACAAGGAGCUUUCCGCGCCGGAGAUUGAGGACGCGAUGCUCUGGAGCCAGAUUGAAACGCCAAAACAGUUUCGGAAGAACGGGUCAAAGGAGGAAGUGGAUCGGUUCAAGGUGUUUCUGCACAUGAAGGACAGCAAAUGCGUUGGGCUGUGUUUGACGGAGCGGAUAUGGGAGUCUCACCCCGUCAAGAGGGACAGCAAAAAGACUGCCAGGAACCCGGCUGAGGGACCCGAUAGCUCGUCAAUCACACCGUCCCCGGAGAAGCACCCGGCCAUCGUGGGCAUUUCACGAGUCUGGACGUCGUCCUCGUCGCGAAGAAAGGGUAUCGCUAUGGACCUGCUGGACUGCGUCGUGGGGAAUUACUUUUACGGCAUCGAGAUCCCCAAGUCCAGGGUGGCGUUCAGCCAGCCUACAGAAAGCGGCUGUCGCUUGAUGGAAGCGUUCUUUGGCCCUGAUGAGCCGUGGCAUGUCUACAAGGAGAAUUAUGCGACCGCCUAA